UUCCUGAAUGUCCUUCUCUAUUUCCCACCUCUUACAAGCUUCUCUUCACUCAAUCGGGGGACGAAGAUCCACACGAUAACAGUCUAUCGCACUCGUCAGCAUGGGGCUCACAAGUGACGCAAACUAUAAGAAACUGGACGCGUGGUAUAAAUCCAACGCCGGCAAGCUGAAUAUGAGGCAGAUGUUUGAUGGUGACAAGGAAAGAUUCGGCAAGUUUAGCAUAACAUUGAAAACGGACGAAGGAGACAUCUUGCUUGACUAUUCAAAGAACCUAAUCAAUGAAGAAGUGAUGAAGAUGUUGAUUGACCUGGCAAAAUCAAGGGGUGUGGAGACAGCCAGGGACAAGAUGUUUACUGGUGAGAAGAUCAAUUUUACGGAGGGCCGGGCAGUUCUCCACGUGGCUCUGAGGAACCGAUCCAAUGCCCCCGUUAACGUUGACGGGAAGGACGUCAUGCCCGAGGUCAACGAGGUCCUUGAGAAGAUGAAGGGCUUCUGUCAUAAAGUGCGUAGCGGCGAGUGGAAGGGUUACACCGGGAAAUCCAUCACUGAUGUCGUCAACAUUGGCAUAGGAGGCUCUGACCUGGGCCCGCUGAUGGUCACCGAGGCGUUGAAGCCCUAUUCCAAAGAAGGACCUCGCGUCUGGUUUGUUUCCAACAUCGACGGCACGCACAUUGCAAAGACCCUGGCGGAGCUCAACGCUGAGACCACGCUCUUCAUCAUCGCCUCCAAGACAUUCACCACUCAGGAGACCAUCACCAAUGCUGAGUCUGCCAAGGAGUGGUUCCUGAACGUUGCUAAAGAUAAAUCAGCUGUAGCCAAACACUUUGUGGCGCUCUCCACGAACGCGCCCAAAGUAAAGGACUUCGGGAUCGAUACUGAGAACAUGUUCGAGUUCUGGGACUGGGUGGGUGGACGUUACUCCCUGUGGUCAGCGAUUGGCCUGUCCAUUGCUUUGCACAUAGGCUUUGAGAACUUUGAGAAAUUGCUGAGUGGAGCUCACUGGAUGGACUGCCACUUCCGCAGCGCCCCCCUGGAGAGCAACGCUCCUGUACUGCUGGCCAUGCUGGGCGUCUGGUACAUCAACUUCUUCCAGGCGGAAACUCACGCCCUUCUCCCCUAUGACCAGUACAUGCACCGCUUCACCGCCUAUUUCCAGCAGGGGGACAUGGAGUCCAAUGGGAAAUACAUCACCAAUCACGGCACACGAGUGGAUUACCACACCGGGCCUAUUGUCUGGGGGGAGCCUGGCACCAAUGGGCAGCAUGCCUUCUAUCAGCUCAUCCACCAGGGAACGCGUAUGGUGCCCGCUGAUUUCCUGAUCCCAGCCCAGACGCAGCAUCCCAUCAGGGACAACCUACACCACAAGAUCCUGAUAGCUAACUUCCUAGCCCAGACUGAGGCACUAAUGAGGGGAAAGACCACAGAGGAGGCAAAGAAAGAACUGGAAUCCAGCGGCUUGAGCGGAGAAGCUCUGGACAAACUGUUGCCCCACAAAGUUUUUCAAGGAAACAAACCAACCAACUCUAUCGUGUUCAAGAAACUAACUCCCUUCACCCUCGGAGCUCUCAUCGCAAUGUAUGAGCACAAGAUCUUUGUACAAGGAGUCAUGUGGGAAAUCAACAGUUUUGACCAGUGGGGAGUUGAACUGGGGAAACAGCUGGCCAAAAAGAUAGAGACAGAGCUGAAGGACACCGCAGAGGUGACAUCACAUGACUCCUCCACCAAUGGCCUCAUCAGCUUCAUUAAGAAGAACCAUGCCUGAAGGCUCCUCCUCCACAGGGACCCAUGGGAGUUGGCACAUAGCAGCCCAGCGAGUCACUACCAGCACAUCAAAUACACUUUAUCGUUGUGCUACCCCUACGAUUACUGAAUCUGCUAAAGAGGGAACAUGUGAUUUAAGACUGGGAAGAUGUUGAACCACCCUACCUCUUCACUCAGUCAGUCGCGACUCAUAAGUGUCUGCCCGUCACUUAAAUGCUUGUCAUCUCUUCAUGAUGCAACAUAAUAACAUUUAUUAUAUUUCUGUCAAACAUAUAUGUAGAUUACACCUGGAAUUUGUAAAGUGUGAAAGACUGGUCAUUAAACAAGGGGAAUCCC
Messenger RNA from Brienomyrus brachyistius, 2097 nucleotides. RefSeq names its product glucose-6-phosphate isomerase-like. Gene Ontology annotation, molecular function: monosaccharide binding; glucose-6-phosphate isomerase activity; carbohydrate derivative binding. Gene Ontology annotation, cellular component: cytosol. The transcript has 18 exons. Lineage: Eukaryota; Metazoa; Chordata; Actinopteri; Osteoglossiformes; Mormyridae. Gene Ontology annotation, biological process: gluconeogenesis; glucose 6-phosphate metabolic process; glycolytic process. The coding region runs from base 101 to 1762 and encodes 553 amino acids. The record is from RefSeq and is a predicted model, not a curated record.